Molecule: messenger RNA, 1438 nt
Organism: Triticum aestivum (bread wheat)
Lineage: Eukaryota; Viridiplantae; Streptophyta; Magnoliopsida; Poales; Poaceae
Product: rRNA 2'-O-methyltransferase fibrillarin-like
Exons: 2
Coding region: 592-1158 (188 amino acids)
Source: RefSeq, a predicted model, not a curated record
ACAUGGUAACCAGAGCCAUCCUCGAGCACAUCCAUGGCAUCUUCAAGUUUCUUCCCAUCCUCGCCAUUCGCACAUGCCGCCACCGAGAAGCUCACGAAGGGCAACCAGGCUCUAUGGCGGGCGAUGGUGCUCUCGGCCAUCCGAGGAGCGUAGAUGGCCAAGUACCUCGACGUCGAGCAAUCGCCACCGCCCAUGCAGAUCGAUGUGGCCUCGCCUGAUGGCAAGAUGACGGCGAAAGCGCCGAACCCUGACUUCCAAACCUGGUAUGCUCAAGACCAACAAAUCUUCUCCUAUCUCCUGACGACACUUCCGCGUGAGAUAGCUAUCCAGGUUGCUUCAUGCCACACCUCUGUUGAGCUCUGAAACAUGGUGGAAGGAAUGCUUGCAUCUCACACCCGUUCCUAGACCACCAACGUUCGCAUCGCCCUCGCCAAUCUGCAGAAGGGCAACUCCUCCAUCACCGACUAUGUCGGGAAGAUCAAGUCUCUCUGCGACAAACUGAUCGCCGCAGGGAAGAGGGUGGACGACGACGACAUCAUCUCCCACAUCCUGGCCGGGCAAGAUGAAGAUUUCGACCCGGUGGUGUCUGCCAUGUGUUCCCGGGUGGAGCCGGUGACUGUGGCCGAGCUGUUCUCACAGCUGCUGAGCUUUGAAACAAGGCUCAAUCUUCGGGGCGGAGGGUCCCAAUCAUCUGCCAAUGCUGCUACCCAAGGACGUAUAAAUGGCGCUGGUGGUGGUGAUCAUGGUCGCCGCCAAGGUGGCAAUGGUGGUGACCGAGGUGGGCGCGGCGGCGGCUACUCCAAAUCUGGAGGGCGUGGCAGUGGACACGGCAACAACAGCAGCGGGGGCAACUACAACAACAACCAUGCCCCCAGGGUCCAGUGCCAGAUCUGUGGCAAGAUGGGCCACCCAGCCUGGAAGUGCUGGAAGCGCUAUGAUGAGUCCUAUCAAGGCGUGAAGGAGAAGUCGGCCAACCUUGCUGCACCGCAGUACGGGGUGGACACAAACUGGUACCUAGACAGUGGUGCCACUGACCACAUCACAGGAGAUUUGGAGAAGCUGACCAUGCGGGAUCGCUACACUGGAAACGAACAGAUUCAUACUGCCAGUGGACCAGGAAUGGGGAACGAAGAAGGUGCUCCUUCGAGGCAGGGGUAGAAGAGGACUCUACCCGUUUAGGCACACGGGAUCCGACGCCAAGAAGCACAUGCUCAGUGUCACCAAGCUAUCCUCGGAUAGGUGGCACCGGCGUUUAGGCCAUCCGUCUCCUCUUAUUGUUAGCAAAGUCAUUAGCAAGAAUAAUCUCCCGUGUGCAAAUUCAUUCAAUAAAGAUUCUGUAUGUGACGCCUGCCAAAAAGGCAAAAGUCACCAGUUGCCUUAUCCCAAGUCAAUAAGUGAAUCAAAAUUUCCUUUAGAACUUGUGUUCUCUGAUGUUUGG